AAAGCACUGCUUACCACACUAUCUUUACACAGGCUUGAAAGAGCCUGUCAAUGACAGCCCUUCGAACUCGGCCUAUUAUGGGCACUUUCCGUUCCAAUAUGUCCUCAUAUGGGGCAAACGACGGCAGAAUGAAGUGCAGGUAAUCAUUCUUGUUCUGCAGUGGCACAGCCUCUGUCACUGUCUCCAGUCCCGAGGUGCUGACACAAAAGAAAAGUAUAUAUAUUAAUUUGCAGCAUUAAAAAUCACAACAGACAGUAAUAAGCUACAUAGGCUUGGUAUUUAAUCAUGACACGGGCAUUUUUACCUGGGAGUGCUGCUGUCACUGCGUGGGCUGGCACCCGCAUCUACACUAACCACAGCAGGUCUUGCACUCUGCAGGACCAAGAGGCAUGCUUAUAGAAUACAUGGCUACAGUUUCACUUAAGCAGAAACUUUUCUCUAUAACUAACAGUGGGGGAAAUGGGAUUCAGUUUACUCGCCACACAAUAUAAAUACCAAUUGUUUCCUAAUGUUCACGCUGAUAAAACGGUAACACCUGUAUGAGUAGCAGCUCUGUUUAUCUGUGUCCAAAAGUUAUGUGCACACUUGGGAGCAUGUGCUGGCAUGGUCACACUUAGCGUGAACAUAUAUACAUUGCUUUUUGGUUCACCUUGAAGAAGAAAUCAUAAGUUCCAAGUGAGGGAAGGCUGAAAGAAGCAGCCCGUUAGAUUUUGUUCCUCAAGCCCAACCUUGUUUCUGAAACACAUUCCUCUUAUGAAGCGAGCCACUGUGAAUCCUGACGCAUGCAUGUUCAGGUUAAGUGUGAGAGCAGCAGGAUAUGUGCUAAGACGAAUUAUUCUUCUUAUAUUGUGUGCUGCCAAUCUACAUCAGCUCUACUUUUAGGAGAAUGCUGUGUAUGAGCCCUGCAUUUGCUAUGCACCUGGUCUGGUAAGCUGCUAAAUAAACAAAAAAUAAUGAUGGAAUCUAUUCGUGUCUUUUAAUGCGACUGUCUACUUUAGCGGUGGGUUUUCUUCGGAAGCGGGAGAGAAUCGGUUUUACUUUUCAACACACAGAAGUGCCAGACAAAUUACUCACGUCGUCCGAUUGCAGCACCAGCUUUCUGGCCACCUUCAAUUUGCCCUUGUGUUGAACAAAGGCAUCUUUUUCCAUAUCGAUGAAAUCUUCAAGGAUUUCAUCGUAAAUCUGGAUCUAAAACCGAUUACAAACAGAAUGAACAUAAAUAAUCUGCACGGUGGUCACAAACACAAAGACCUCGCAUAGCCCUAGUUGCAGUUACGACCAAUACAAAAAAAAAGCAUUUUCCCACGACGCCAGUGCUAACGGAACACAAAUGACUGUACUCGGAUUACAUUAUUAAAAACAUUUUUUUUUAAGAACGCGUGAGCACCCCUAGACAGAAACCAAGGCUUGACGGCGAACAAAAACAGCUUACUGCACUGUUCAAGCACGACACCAACCACACAAUGCUGUCUCGUUCCUUCAUAGGUACUUCAAAUAUAUCGUUUUUGUUUUUUUGUAUUACUCCUUGGAAAGAGUCGAAAUCUUUGCAAGCAAUAAAAAGUUUACACGGCACUUACCAAGGUGCUGUCUGUCACGCUGGUUAUUGCAGACAAAGCUGCAACAACUUCGUCGUAGUCGCCAGUUCGUAAGGUGAUCUUCAUCCGUUCUCCCGACUCCAGAAUCGCGAGGCACACAAUAUCUUCAGCCAUCGCAAUUCGUUCAGCCGGUAUGGCACGGCACGUGUGUCGAUGCCCACUGAAAAAUGCCGCCACACACUGCGCGAUCGCAACGCGGGAAAUGGCGGGAACUCGAGUGUGCGAGACGGGAUGAGAGCAACGAGAACGAUCACAGUCGCAACGCACGUUAAAUUGAGACAUACAUCUUUCAAGUUGUUCGAACAUCUUAGCAUGCCAAUAUGAGGAAUUAGUAGCUGAGUGCGUCAUUAAUGGACGAGUAGAAAAAAAGUUUUUCUGUUCUGUAUUACAAGUUUUUUUGUUUUAAGCUUAUAAUUUCUCCCCUAGAUGGCAGUGUAAUACGUAAGGUCUUUUUUUUCGACCUAGGUAGGACAUUAAGCAGUAUAAUAGCAAGGGCUUGGUGGCGCAACCCACAACCCCGUUCCAAAGGGGACGCUCAUAACAUCCCUCCACUUAUCUUACUACUGUACACAUUUGUUUCAGAGAGUAGUGUCACAGAGCGUCGUCAUAGUUUUUGUCUUGUUUUCAACAGCCAGUGCGGCGGUACAUAGCUUCAUUUCACGGUGCGCCCUUUCUUCAAGACGAUUCGCUCCACACAACCCUACGAUUACCACCUCCAAGGCUUACAAACACCCAAGUGUCUGCCUUGCCAGAGCAUGCUGACUUGAGCCGAAAAUGGUGGAGCCACAUCAUCUGCUGCGCUCGUAGACGUGAAGAUGGAGCAUCGAAAUAUCUUCAAGUGCAAUCGAUGUCACCAAAGGGCAUAUUCUUUGGCUAACCUGUUUCGCCACUUUUAUGCUUGGCAUAGUACAGAAACCGAUUGGAACUGCAAUUUGGAAAGCUGUGCCAAGACGUACCGAAUCUACAGCUCGUUUCGAAAACAUGUUGACCGGCACCACAGUCAUUUGUUUCUUGCCAAGACAAGUGAAGACCAGGUGGUGGUGCCAGUAACCGACAACAUUGAUGACACAGUGGACGAGUUAUCUAGUGACCCCUGUGACGAGGAGCCUCAACAAGCAUGUAGCCCGGGUGUUGCUCAUGACCUUAGUGACCAGUGUGCCAGGCAGCUUAGCUCUCUCUUGCUUAAGUGGCAAGAAGGCCGACAGUUGCCAGAGAGCACAGUUAACGAAAUCGCAAAUGAUGUCAUAAAUUUCGCUACUGAGUAUAAAGCCACUUUGCAGUCAGUUGACAUGGAAAAAUUCGAACAUCUCAGGACUAAGUUGGGUAGAGAAAACGAAUGGAAAAGUAUCUUUAGAUUCGUUUCACCUCAGACCAUCCAUCUUUCAAAUCAAGGUGACAGUGAGUGCUUUGAAUACAUCCCGCUCUUGGAAACCCUGAGUGCUGUAGCAGCAGUGCGCAAUCUUUUUGAGGAAACUGAAGAACCCAGCUCAACUUUGCUGCGGGACAUAUGUGAUGGCACAUAUUUUAAACAACAUAGCAUAUUAAAAAAUGCAAGCACUCAGAAGCUGUUGGCUCUCCAGCUCUAUUUUGAUGAAUUUGAGCUUUGCAACCCCUUGCGGAGCAAGCGAGGAAAGCACAAAGUUCUGGCUGGAUGGUUGACAAUCCUGAACUUGCCACCAAAGUCCCGAUCGAAACUGGAUGAUAAAUACCUUGUUCUCCUAGCUAAAACAUCCACUGUAUCGAAGUUCACUCUGCACGAAGUUCUUCAGCCACUUGUUAAUGACAUCCGUGAACUUGAAACAAAUGGUAUCAACCUUAAUGGAGCAAUUAUUAAAGGGUCACUAUUGCUUGUGAGUGGUGACAAUUUGUCAAGCCACCAGCUUGGUGGUUUCCGUGAAUGCUUCUCGUCCGGUCGCAUUUGCCGCUUUUGCAUGGCUUCGAAAGGAGAGAUCAAUGAAAAGUGGCAUGAAAGAGACUUCACAAUCAGAACAAGGCAAAUGCAUGCACGUCAUGUUGAGCUAACAAAGCAGGAUCCAAGUCUUUCCACUGCAUAUGGUAUCACGGGUGAAAGCUGUCCGAGUUUUCACUUCACUCGUUCGAUGUAACCAAAGGCUUGCCACCAGAUGUAAUGCAUGAUCUAUUUGUAGGCAUCAUUCCAUUUGUCAUGAAUUAUGUUGUUAGACACUUGAUCUCAAAUCGUGUUAUCACACUGGAUCAGUUGAAUAACAGUCUUGCUACGUUUGCUUUUCAAGGAGCAGAUAAAAAGUCCAGGAUACCCCCUUUGUCACGCCAGGCAAUAUUUGGAACCUCCGUCAUAAAGGGCUCCGCAGCUGAGAAGCUCUGUUUCUUUCGUUUUUUUUCUCUUCUUGUCGGUGACAGUGUCCAAAAGGGAAAUUCUGCUUAUGAGGUGUACCUCAUGUUGCGCAGCGUAGUGGACAUAGUUCUUGCACCACAAGUGAGCCGCAGUGCCGCUGCGUAUUUGAAAGUUCUGAUAGAGGAUUUCUAUGAUGCAUUUAGAGAAACAUUUCCAGAUGUAAACAUAAUUCCGAAAAUGCACUACUUAAUCCACUACCCGAGGCUUCUACUUAUGUAUGGCCCCCUUUCUAAAUUGUCAUGCAUGCGUUUCGAAGCUAAGCAUCAAUUUUUUAAAUCACUUGCUAAGAGAAUUCACAACUUCAAGAACAUAUGUUCAACACUAAGUCGCCGGCAUCAGAUGCACUUGAUGUAUGCCUUAGCUCAGCCCCAAGAUAUGUAUGUCACUGUAGGGAGCAAGAGCAUUGACCCAAGCUCACUACCUGAUCUCUUAAAGGAUAGGUUUCAGGAGCUGGGACUGCUUACUACAAACAUGCACUCUGUAGCUUCAGUUACCAUCUCUGAAAGGGAAGUGAAUGUGGGCUGCGUGCUAACUAUAUUUAUACCAAAUGAUGGCCUCCCACACUUUGCUGAAGUAACACUGAUUGCAAUGUGUGGCUCAGAGUUGUUUGUUCUUGCAACACUUCUCAACACAAAAUACUUUGAUAACCACAUUCAUGCCUUUAUUGUAGAACGGACGAGUCACAGUAUUGUAAUUGAGAGCAUUGCACACUAUGGAGAGUUUUUUGACCUCUUGUACAUGUACAAACACAGAAACCAUUGCUGUGUCAGUCCUCGUUUUGCCUUCUUCGUUGACUCAGAUGACUAACAUACUGUAUAUAUUAAUAAUAGCCAAACUGACUUUCAUUAAGGAUAAGCACCAAGUCCUUGCGUCUGCUCCAAAACUGAAGGGAUUUAAAUAUUCAAUCGGCAAAGAUUUUUCACUGACUACACGACAGGCAAGGAAAAUACUGAUAAACUUUGCUAAAGCACAAAAGGAAACAUUUAAUAUCGAUUGGCAGGAUGCGCAUGUAUGGCAAAACUUAUAUACUCUACUGUGUCAGCAAAGCUGUUGUUUUAUCGGAAAGACAGCUAGCAACUAAGGCAUGUGCAUGAAAGCACCACCAAAAGCCCACACCACCUCUGGUCCCUCCUUUUCUGAUAUCAUUUACUAACAUUUGAAGCGUAAUGCCCAAGCACAACACUAUCUGCUCUUUACUAGAAGACAAUGAUUCAGAUAUUCUUGUGCUCACAGAAACUUGGUUGUACCCUGCAAUCGCAAGUAAUGAGAUUCUUGCUGAUAGUGAACGCUGUAACAUACUGUAUAAUGCAUAGAUCGCAUCAACAAAACAACGGCAAAAAGCAGCGGUGUCCUUGGUGUAAAAAAUACGCUCACUUCGUACAUGCUAAAUCUUGACAAGUACGUCUGCAGCAAUGAAAUAGCCUCGUUACGUAUUGAACACCCCCUUUUCACGUCAUGCAACCUACAUAACCACUUCAGCUUCACACGCAUCUUUGGUAACACGAACGCUUUUAAGCCAUCCGCACGUGCAAUGAUCUUCCCGACCAUAUCGCCUCUGAUAACCUGUAUACAUUCUGUCACAAGCUUGAGGUGAAUUUUUUCCAAUAGUGCUGUAUCAUAGAUUGGUCGUUAAGUUUGUAAUGUGUUGCAUUUUCUUCACUUGUACCCGAAUGCUCUUUUAGUGCUUACUUUGCAAACAUAUUUUGUUGUGCUGCAUUUUUUUUUCUUUUUAACUUGUGCCGGAAUCUUUUGCAUUGCAAUUUACUUUGUUGUGUUACGUUUCAAUGUUAACUUGCUUAGUAACCCUGUUCCUUACAAGUUUGCUUGUACUUUCAUUGUAAUAACUAAACCCCCUUACUCAAUGCACUUUGGGCCUGUGAGGUAUUUUAAAUAAAUAACAUACUGUAUACAUAGUGUCAAACCCUGUAUUUCUCAUGUUUUCAUCUUUAUUACCAUCCUCCCUAUGUCUUGCUUAUUUGUAAUAAAUUUUCUUCUGUGCGUGUCAUUAUCAUGCAAGGCAGUUCAUUGCCUGCAGCGGUUAGAAAUGUGCAACUGCAUUGGCUGAGCCAUUCCUUUUUUUUUCCGCCACCUUCCUUUUUGAACACUCCUUUCAUUUUCUGUGUGAACACAGCUUUGUUUUUCAGUUGUCUAGAUAUUCAGGUCAAGCUCAGUCCAAAAAAGGGACCAAUGUCUUCAGAUAUCUCCAAAAACAAGGUGGGAAAGGAAUUUCACAGUAAUUUGGAGGCUGACCAAGAUGCGCAAAAGAGUAUUAUUGGGGCACCAUGAGUGACCACAUGCCCUACCAGCCUGACGUGUUCGUAUUUAACGUUUUAACCUAGUAAAUGGUCCUUUCAAGGAGCAGGAACUGUAAUACAAGUUUGCUGAGCAAGUAACUCUAGUACUAGAAAAAUACUCCAGGAAGGAAGGUGCGGGGAAACUAUGAAGGUUAAGAAUGUAUCAUGUUUUUCUGACUCUAAGUCACUUUUCUUUUUCUAUAAUUUGCGUCGAUGCAUCUUGUGCAAUGGUAAUAUGCGCAAGGAAUGUCGCUGAAGCCUACUUUUUUACAAGGGGACGUCUUCAUCAGGGCAACAGCUGCUUUACAACGGCGUGACUGAUAUAUUCAUAUAUAUGCAUGAAACUAUUAUGCAUGCUGGCAUGUCUAAAAGGAGCAUUUCUUUUCCUCGAGCACACUGUGGCAGAAGUACUGUCGGUGACAUGUCUACAAGGUCUCAAAUUUUAAUCAGAAGCAGAUGACCGUGACCUAGCGAUACCACCGGUUGAAGCAGCUGAACUUUUUGACAGCAUUGGCGGACGAGGACUCCGAUGACUUCGAUUGAAAUGCAGUAAUAAAGUGUUUGUUAUAUGCACCUAAAUGGAGUUUUUGUGAAUUGUAAAAAAAUUUGUUUACAAAAAAUUUACUGCCCUAAAUUGGGCAAAUACUGCAUUUUGAGGCGAGUGUAUGAGUGUGCACAAUUGCGUUUCAUCAUGUCGACUGAGUUAAAAUAGGUGCGUCUUAUACAGCGUUAUGAAUUUUAUAUUUUUUUCUAAACUCGUGAGAAUGGGGCGGUAUGCUACUUGAAGUCCAGGAAAUGCAGUAGUCCACGAUUCAAAUCAACCGAGCUCAUAAGCCAUCAUGAACACAUUCAUGGGUCAGUGCAUCAUUUACUGGGUACAAUGACAUUUCUAGCUAGGUGCAGGCAUUAUCCUUAGUGCGGGUUACAGGCAUCUCAAACAGUUCUGUUGUGCAAAGCAGGCUUGUCUGGGAGCUGGAUGUGUAGAAUUGAUUUUCACCAUAGAAUGUGCCCUCUACAUGGGUGUGUUGUGGCUGCACAGAGGAUUGGUCACUUUUUUUUUUUAUUUGGAUGUCAAUUGCUCACAAAAAGUGUAUAAAUGUGUGUAGAGAAGUACGUUCAAGUGUAGAUAGAUGUUCAAAGCUUCCUGUGUGUGAUUUCACCUCGAGUGUCACUGCAAUAAAAACUAAGAUGACUGUCGUCCA
Messenger RNA from Dermacentor andersoni, 7465 nucleotides. The record is from RefSeq and is a predicted model, not a curated record. Lineage: Eukaryota; Metazoa; Arthropoda; Arachnida; Ixodida; Ixodidae.